Eleginops maclovinus (Patagonian blennie) is the source of this 2945-nucleotide messenger RNA. It is a transcript of the gene aldh9a1b, whose product is annotated as aldehyde dehydrogenase 9 family, member A1b. The transcript has 12 exons. Gene Ontology annotation, molecular function: 4-trimethylammoniobutyraldehyde dehydrogenase (NAD+) activity; aminobutyraldehyde dehydrogenase (NAD+) activity. NCBI's taxonomy places the organism in Eukaryota, Metazoa, Chordata, Actinopteri, Perciformes, Eleginopidae. The record is from RefSeq and is a predicted model, not a curated record. Bases 287 to 1840 code for a protein of 517 amino acids.
UACUGUCACAGUAACACCACUGACAUCCACUGACAAUCUGGAUACGACACUUUGUUUUUUGUUGCCGUUCGGCUGCUUCAAGCUUAUCAAUGCAACUGGUGUCCCUUGAUAACACGCGGUCCCUUUUUUUUAACCGCUGUCCGGGCAUGAAAUACUCCACCAGGUUCAUAACAAAGGAAAACAAUGACGUCUUCGAAAACAUCCACGUCUGUGUUCUUGCUGGAACAAGAAAGACGUCAGUGCUACCUUAUCGGCUAAACUUGGAGCAACAGAGCCAUUUUUGAGCAUGCUCCAUAGGCUCGCUACGUCUCUGCGGCGGCCGGCUGUUCCUCCCUUCUCGGCCGCUGUACGGUGCCUCUCUUCGGGCUCAGUGGACAUCACGGUCCCGCUGAACUUCUGGGCAGGGACGCGACAGACGAGUCAAGAGAAAUGCAACACGGAAAAGGUUUACGAACCUGCAACAGGGCGAGUCUUGUGCCAUUUGGAGCCGUGUGGUGCUGCGGAGGUCAAUCAGGCGGUGGAGACUGCCAAGUCGGCCUUUGGUCAUUGGAGCAAGAUGUCUGGGAUGGAGAGGGCGAAGAUCAUGAUAGAAGCUGCUCAUAUCAUUGAGAGCAGGAGAGAGGAGAUAGCUGAAAUUGAAGUAGUCAACAACGGGAAGUCCAUCACAGAGUCUCGUCUGGACGUGGAUUCGGCCCGACUGUGUAUAGAAUACUAUGCCGCGCUGGCCACCACUCUGGCAGGCCAGCAUGUGCAGUUGCCUGGAGGAUCGUUCGCCUACACCCGCAGGGAGCCUCUGGGAGUCUGCGUCGGCAUCGGGGCCUGGAACUAUCCUUUCCAGAUCGCUGCCUGGAAAUCUGCUCCAGCCCUGGCCUGUGGAAACUCCAUGGUGUUCAAGCCCUCCCCGGUGACCCCUGUAACGGCGGUCCUGCUGGCAGAGGUCUACGCCAAAGCGGGAGCUCCAGAGGGGCUGUACAACGUGGUGCAGGGCGGCCAGGAGACCGGCAGCCUACUCUGCCACCACCCUGACGUAGCUAAGGUGUCCUUCACCGGGAGCGUGCCCACAGGAAAGAAGAUUAUGGAGAUGGCCUCCCAGGGAGUGAAGUACGUGACUCUGGAGCUGGGGGGGAAAUCUCCUCUGCUCAUCUUUCAGGACAGCGAUCUGGAGAACGCCGUGAGUGGGGCACUCAUGGCCAACUUCCUGUCUCAAGGCCAGGUCUGCAGCAACGGUACGCGGGUGUUUGUCCACAAGGAUGUUCUGCCUGAGUUUGUGGAGGAGGUGGUGAAGAGGACGCGGGCGAUCGAGAUAGGAGACCCACUGUUGGAGAGCACCAGGAUGGGAGCACUGGUCAGCAUGUCCCACCUGGAGAGAGUCCUGUCCUUUGUGGAUCAGGCAAAGAAGGAGGGAGCUACGGUGCUGUGCGGAGGUGAACCGUUUGUCCCAUCAGAUCCAAAACUCAAAGGAGGAUACUACAUGACUCCAUGUGUAUUGGGUAACUGCACGGAUGAGAUGACCUGUGUGAAGGAGGAGAUCUUCGGCCCUGUCAUGUCCGUGUUGUCUUUUGAAAGUGAAGAGGAGGUGCUGCUGAGAGCCAACGACAGCCCCUUGGGUCUGGCUGCAGGAGUUUUCACCAGGGAUGUGAAGCGAGCCCAUCGUGUGGUGGAACACCUGAAGGCAGGUUCCUGUUUCAUCAACAACUACAACAUCACUCCUGUGGAGGUGCCCUUCGGAGGCUUCAAAAUGUCAGGCAUAGGGCGGGAGAACGGUAAGGUGACCAUUGAACACUACUCCCAGCUGAAGAGUGUGUAUGUGGAGAUGGGAGAUGUGGACAGCCUCUUCUAGGACAGAAACGCAUGGAAAGGAAUGUGGAGCUGUGACUGCGACUCAGAGUGUGGACCAGUACAACGCUUCAGGGAAAUACCAUCAAACCUUCGUGCUGCUAAAAAUGAGCCAUAUGUAUUUUAUUAUUAUUCUGAGCAUAAGGUUAUUGUUAAGCUGAAGGAAAAGGAGCGACAAAUAGGGAAUGGAAAAGUGACAUCAUCAACGACAAUGGUCCGUCUUUGGAGCAUGCCAGGGAAUGCAACCCAUUGACUUAACUGGUGCAGCGAGCAAAGAAGCUCAACUUUUUCUUUCAAACUUUUUAAAUACUUUUAAAAUCGUUCAGGCUGACGGUAUGUGUCAAGUGAUGAUGACUCUGUAGUUCUCAUUGAACCUGUGGCUUUGAAGGUCCUGUUUCCCCCGUUUGUGGGGCCUUCACAUUUGUUACAUAUUUUAAAUAACGACAGGUGUAGACACCCACUCUGUCUCUGCCUAGAGCUUCUUUGUAAGGGCAUUUUUAUUUUGGGCAUGCUUUAUUCAUUUUGGAUGAAAACAGUCGACAGAUGACCGGGGAGAACUGAUAUCUAUUGACGGCUGCUGCUAGACGCUAUCCUCCACAGACUUCCAAUUCCCUUUAGUGGAAAUUUGACAAUUACAUCUAAAUUAACAUCGGUGCCAAAUGGAUACAUUCUAGGUUUUCCUCAGUAUUUACUGAACCAUGGAUAUUCAGCUUCUUGUGCAUUUAUAUAUAUACAUAUAUAUAUAUAUAUAUAUAUAUAUAUAUGUAUUGAUAUAUUGAUUUAUAGAAUUUGCACAGUAUGUCUUCUUUCUAAAUAUAUUGUUUAAUCCGUAUGCUGAAUUAUAUAUUUUUUGUUUGUUUACUGGAGAACAAAUAUGUUUACAAGUCAAACUUUAUUUCCUCAAUAAUCAUAUUAAUAUAUGUUUACAUGCAAAACAACAACUGAUUAAUAACACUAGAUUUUACACUUCAAAUAUGCUUUCAUACCAAGUUGUUUACAUUAGAACUUGAAUUAUGUAAGGGAACUGUCCAACACAUUUUCACAUUUAAUGAAUUGUAACAUAACAUUUAACCGUGUUUAACAUUGCAAUAAAACUAAGAAUCAUUUCA